GUAAAUAGUCGUAACAACCUCUCAGUGAAUCAUAACUUUGUAGUUCGUUGUUUUGAAAGGACCAUGAGAGCCUUAUUAAUUUUAAAUUUUAUUUGGAUCUUUUCUCCUCUUGAGUCUAAGCAUCCACCCGGUCAUUUGGAACCUUUAGGAUCUCAUCAGCCGCCGCUAGGUUCGAUAGAGAUCACUGACUUCGUUCCGUCAUCUCAAGAUUUCUUCGAACAAUAUGCUCUUCCAGGUGAACCUGUGCUUUUCAAGGGAGCAGCGAAAAAGAUGCCCGCUUUUUCUAAAUGGACAGAUGAAUAUUUAAGUGAGAAUUUUGGACAAGAGGCUAUUGAUGUUGAAGAAGGUAAAAAAGAGAACAGAUCCCUUGCUACAUUUAAUUUCAAGUUGAAAGACUUUAUCAUGCGUUAUAAGAAUGAGGAUAUUUACAUGGUUGAAUCUCUUCCAGUAAAAAUGAGAGAGGAAUAUGCACUAUUAAAGAGCAUUGGUUGCGGGGGAUUUACCAAUAUGCUCCAAGAUGCUGUAGUUUGGUUCAGCAGUGGAGGAACCAAGUCAGUUCUUCACUAUGACGCUGUGGAUAACAUCAACUGCCUGUUUGAUGGAACAAAAGAGUUACUUAUGAUUAACAAGUCUCAUCUUCUGCAAGCACAUAUUGACAAGGUAAAUGGAGCAUUCUCCAGUGUUGAUGUGGAUAAAGUUGAUAUGUACAAGUUUCCAGGGUUACAGACUAUCCCUUAUUACAAGGUUCUCAUGGAACCAGGCGACUGUUUGUUCAUUCCUGCACGGUGGGUUCACCAAGUACGUUCUUAUGGACAACGCAACCUAGCUGUGAAUAUUUGGUGGGCGCAUUUUGUGAAGUUCAACCAAUCAGACUGUGAAAGUAGCCCUUACAAAGACAAAGACUUAAUUCCACUAAGUCAGUUUGACUUUCAUCCGCAAGAGGCAAUAAGGCAAGGGACUCUGCAAACCAUGGGUGAAAAACCAGUCAAUUUAGAGCAGUGGCUAGAAUUAAUCCAGGCGGAAGCAUCUGGUCGUGAGGAGGAGCUUUCACUGAUUCCAAGGGAUGUAUUAGAACAGAAUUUCCACGAAAUCGAUAGCAACAAAGAUGGUUUCGUGUCUUCAGAGGAGAUUUACGACGUCAAAUAUGAUGAGCUUGAACGACUGCUCGGCUACGUAGAGGAAGACGAAGAACAAGACGAGGAAGAUAACGUGGAUGGAACAGAGGAACAAGACACACAGCCUGAAGAAACAUCAGAACACAGCACUGAGGGAAAAACUGAUAACACAGAUCACAACCAUAUGGAACUGUGAUAGCCUCUUACUUAGUUGCUGCGUAGGCAUUCAGGACAAAGGAGCCGUGUUACAAUAUUUUAAGUCAUUUUUUGGUGUGAAAAGUACGUUCACAUUGAAGAAAACCUAAAAAUGCCGUAAUAUUUUGGUAAGGUACUGAAGAAAAACACCAAAGAAUUAAGAAUAAAUCGGCAGAGACAAAAUUGAAAAAAUUGGUUAAUUCUUUGUAGUUGUUCCACUGUGACGAAGUUCGUUUAAACAGGAAAGCUUUAGCUAGCUUUGCAGCCCAGCCAGGUUAUCUCCCGAAUUCCUACACAAGACGAAUAACCUAUUAUUGAAAUGGUCUAACUUCGAUAAAUGCUAUUAGAUAAAUUCUAUUGACAUGCAUUUGGCGAGUAUUAGAGAUUCUUAUAUUUUGAGGGAAAAGCUGAUAACACUGAUAUCUACACGUUUUAGAGUUCCCUCCCUUUCCUUGUAAGUCUAACCCGUGCCCCAGGCAGGCUUUUAAAUUAGACCAUGGAUUAAACAGGAAAAAGUAGUAUAUUUAAUGAAAAGAGGUAUUUAAUUACGGAAGGCUAUAAAGAGUUCAAAGCAGUGCAUAUUGUUGUUCCAUGUUGUAAGAAAAUAUAGAUCAUUUUUGUCUUGCGGAAAGUUAAAACUUUCAGUUGUAAAGUAAUGUCUUAGUAAUAAAGAACAUUAAAGGUUA
Messenger RNA from Orbicella faveolata, 1996 nucleotides. Its product is annotated as bifunctional peptidase and arginyl-hydroxylase JMJD5-like. Lineage: Eukaryota; Metazoa; Cnidaria; Anthozoa; Scleractinia; Merulinidae. The record is from RefSeq and is a predicted model, not a curated record. Gene Ontology annotation, molecular function: calcium ion binding.